Messenger RNA from Anarrhichthys ocellatus (wolf-eel), 2975 nucleotides. RefSeq names its product transcription factor CP2-like 1 (gene tfcp2l1). NCBI's taxonomy places the organism in Eukaryota, Metazoa, Chordata, Actinopteri, Perciformes, Anarhichadidae. The record is from RefSeq and is a predicted model, not a curated record. Gene Ontology annotation, molecular function: RNA polymerase II cis-regulatory region sequence-specific DNA binding; DNA-binding transcription activator activity, RNA polymerase II-specific. Bases 783 to 2198 code for a protein of 471 amino acids. Gene Ontology annotation, biological process: regulation of transcription by RNA polymerase II. Gene Ontology annotation, cellular component: nucleus. The transcript is spliced from 15 exons.
GAAGCUCGUUGCCAGUCGUCUAUCCACUUACGAGCACACACGCGUCCCAACGCUGAGGUGUGCUUAGCUGCUCUGCAUUUAAACAUUAACCUGAGCAGACUGUCACAUGACCUGCUCCUAAUCUCUGGGACGUCCGAGGAGCUCAGAAGAGACCGGAAAGCAGCUGCAGGGGUUUGUAUUCAAACCAAACAUGCAUGAUGGGAUCAAAUUGUGCCAGCCAUGUGUUUCACUUAGCAGUCCCUCUAUCACCACCAUUAGUCAGUCAUAGCCUUCUUAGAAACAUCACAAGUAUCACAGUGCUCUUCCUCGGCUGUUCUCAGACCUGUAAUCACAGGAGAUAAUUACCUUUACUUUCAUUCAUUUCAAGGCCCGUGCCCUUCUUUAUUCCCCAAAAGCUGAGGGGUGUUUCUUUACCAUUUUUUCAAAAUACACCUCCAAAUAUCAUUACCCUAAGUGAGCUUUAGGGCCACACUGUCGGCAGUGUCAACAAGCGGUCAGGUGAAAGCUGCUAUUAAUGCAUCAACCCGGCGAAGCAUUGGUGGUGGGAGGUGUGCCUGAGCUCUCCGCCUCUCAAAGGUCAUCCGAGGUAUGCUGAAAAAGAACAAGUGAGAGUCCUGAUGACAUCACCGGGCCAAUAUAAGAGGCAGACGACGAGGUUUGCCUGCAAAACCUCUCUGAGCUGAGAUUUGAGGAAGCCAGCAGGCCAAAGCUAGCACCGUCCGUCUCCACGUCCUCCCCCCCCUCGCGGUCCUGGGAUACAAGAAGACAUCGCACUGGAAAAUAUGCUGUUCUGCCAUUCCCAGCCUGAGUCCUACCACCAGCACUCUGCUAGUUACAUUAGAGAGGCCUUGGCACCUUUCUUGAAAAACGAAGAAGCCAGGCUCAUGGCUGAGCACGGGUCCAAGAGGAGCCCGUUCCAGUACAUUCUGUGUGCAGCCACCUCGCCGGCUGUGAAGCAGCAGGAGGAGAGUCUCACUUAUCUCAAUCAAGGUCAGUCCUACGAAAUCCGUAUGCUUAACAGAAAACUAGUGGAGUAUACAGAUAUAAGCAGCAAAUAUGUGAAGAGCAUUGUGCGCGUGGUGUUUCAUGACCGUCGACUGCAGUAUAUGGAGCAUCAGCAGCUGGAGGGAUGGAGGUGGAACCGACCUGGAGACCGAAUCCUGGAUAUAGAUAUCCCAUUGUCAGUGGGGAUACUGGAGCCCCGUUCACACCCUCUGCAUCUCAACACCAUUGAGUUCCUCUGGGAUCCUGUCAAGAACUCUUCUGUUUUCAUCCAGGUUAACUGCAUCAGCACUGAGUUCACCCCCAGGAAGCACGGUGGGGAGAAAGGAGUGCCCUUUCGUAUCCAGCUGGACACUUUCACCAUCAAUGAACAUGGGGAAUACGUGGAGCAUGUCCAUUCUUCUGGCUGCCAGGUCAAAGUCUUCAAGCCUAAAGGAGCUGAUCGCAAACUGAAGACAGACAGGGAAAAGAUCGAUAAAAAGGUCUCUCAAGACAGAGAGAAGUACCAACUGCCCCACGACAACACUGUGCUGAAAGAGUGUUCUCCUUGGCCCGAUGCCCUAAAUCUCACCAGCCACAGCAGCAGCAGCACUCCGUCACCAGUUUACCACAGCUCCCCAACUUCCUGUAGCUUCACAGAUGGCAGCUGUUCUCCAAACCAGCAAGGGGAGCUGCUCCUGCCCGGCUGCUGUGAUCACCUUCUACCAUCAUCCUCACCUCAGGACACUCAGCAGUGGCUGCACCGCUACAGGUUCUCACCGUUCUCAAGGCUCUUCUACAGCUUCUCAGGUGCCGAUCUGUUGAGGAUGAGCAGGGAGGAUCUGAUCCAGAUCUGCGGUCCAGCAGAUGGUAUUCGACUCUUUAACACUAUGAAAGGAAGGUCUAUACAGCCCCGUCUUACCAUCUAUGUGUGUCAGCAGCACACCAGACAUCAACCUGCCAUCAAGCCAGGUGGUGGAGACAUCUAUCACGCUCUGUACCUGGAGGAGCUGACACUGUUGGACCUCUCGGAAAAGAUUGCUCUGCUGUGCAGCAUUGCUCCGCAGCAAAUUACACACAUCUACAGAGAAAAACCCAGCGGGAUCCACGUCCUAGUCUCUGACGAGAUGGUGCAGAUCUUCAGGGAGGAAACAAGCUUCAUCCUCAGCAUUAUAAGAGAUGAAAACACUGAUGGCUACCACGUUGUGCUGAAAUGACCAACAGGUACUCAGGAGAUUCAACGUUUCCACCGAGAAUCAGUGGAAUUGCACAGCUUGUAUAUACGUCCUUCUAGAUUACAAUAUGUAACAUUUAAUAAGAUUUAUGGUACUUGAAAAUGCUCGUCGGCUUUCAGUUUGCUGUUGAUUUUGUGCUUUGUUUGAGUUUUCUUUCUUUUUUUUCUGUUUAAUUUGUAUUGUUGUUAAGUUACUGAUUCAUGCCUGGAAUGUCUUAUAAUUAGCGGUAAACACUGCUGAAUUAUUUCUUCUCAUGUGCAUUCAUUUUUGACUUAAACACCUAUAAAUGCAAGUAAAUGACUUUCAUGAUUAAAAAGCAGAGUAAAUGUCACACAUCAUCACGCCAACAAAUAGAAAAAACAAAUGAACAAAACUGUAUUAUGUUGUUUUGAUUUAAUGCAAAGUCCCGUCACUAUUUUCAUGCUUGUCCUAGAAAUGAAAUGUUGGCUGUUUCUGUCACAUAUAAUAAAUAAACUUUUGUCUUGACAGGGUGUCAUUUGAAAUUUGGUAAAAGUGCCCAUACACCGCUUGAGCCAAUCACGAGCUGUGCACAGCCAGAGCUUGUUAGCGUGAGCCACCUAGCGGUUGCGCUAGCCCACGGUUGUCAUUUGGCUAAAAAGACACAACAACUAACCAUAAUAUCUUGAUGAAUACAUUUAUGAACAAAUUGAGGCCAGUUUUAUUACACAAACUCGUGAUUUGUGUUUCAGGAAAGUCAUCUGGGUGUCUGCUAUGAACACACGGCGGUCCGAGAGUGCU